GUGGUUGUAGAACAGUCGCUCCGCGUGCGCUGGGCCGUAGAGGAAUUCCCAAUAGACAUAGGGAAGAAGAAUAAGACGUUGUAAUGAAUAAGUCCCUACGCAGUAUGGCCUUGGUAAACCACUUACACUAUCCCUCCCCCCUUCUCCUUCUUUACAUAGUUCAACCGGUUGAGUGAGUUAUAUCUCUUAUUAUAGUGGAACAGGUAGUGUUGUUGACAUAACGUCGAUUUGAUCUGAGUAGACAUUUUAACAAUGUGUGCAAAGCCUAUAUCGCUUAUACUUGUCAUUUAGUACAGUCAGUAGCAUACACAUAUAACGCAUUUUAUAGACAGUGUUAUAAUGGAGGCAAACAGAGAUGAUUCAAGAAGGUGUAUUAAAAUAGCCGAAAAGUGGAUUAAAUCGGGAAACAUAGAGAAAGGAGAAAAGUUUCUCAAGAAAUCAAUUCAUCUCUACCCUAACGAAAGAGCUAACGAUUUAUUACAACAACUACAAAUUAAUAAAAAUAAAUCAAAAAGAACUUCUUCUCAGAAUAAUGGGUUCAACGCUGGACAAAGAUUUUCAGCCUCAGGAUCUCUUAUUGAAUACACAAGAGAACAACUUGAAAAUGUUCAAAGGUAA
Messenger RNA from Homalodisca vitripennis (glassy-winged sharpshooter), 618 nucleotides. Its product is annotated as dnaJ homolog subfamily B member 14-like. Gene Ontology annotation, molecular function: Hsp70 protein binding. The record is from RefSeq and is a predicted model, not a curated record. NCBI's taxonomy places the organism in Eukaryota, Metazoa, Arthropoda, Insecta, Hemiptera, Cicadellidae. The transcript has 3 exons. Gene Ontology annotation, biological process: cellular response to misfolded protein. Gene Ontology annotation, cellular component: endoplasmic reticulum membrane. Bases 340 to 618 code for a protein of 92 amino acids.